AUGUUGAACUCAAAACACCAGGGUACGAGUGUAAAUAAAUGCAGUGUGCGAGACGAAGUAGAGAAGUGUUGGUAUGCUGAGGCAAGUCUGAAAAUGCGCGAGAACGCAAUGAUUUUGGAGCCCUGUUUUAGCAGAACACUUCCAGGAUGGAAACCUCGACGAUUGGGUGGGGGAUUAGGUGGUUUCAAGGAGUCUGGCCAACUGCGUUUUGGUGGAAUCACCCGACCGUCUCGAUGUUACCUCAUGGAACUGCCUCUUAAUGCUCAUCAGUUCACCCUCCAAUGUGCAAUAACUGACCACAGAGUUUGGCGCGGUGCUGGUGAAUUUUGCACUUUCUACACUCCCAUCCAAUGUGAAUACAACGAAGCGUUCUUAUGA
Molecule: messenger RNA, 378 nt
Organism: Rodentolepis nana
Lineage: Eukaryota; Metazoa; Platyhelminthes; Cestoda; Cyclophyllidea; Hymenolepididae
Source: the annotation of a GenBank genome assembly